Messenger RNA from Talaromyces proteolyticus, 815 nucleotides. RefSeq lists its product as uncharacterized. The coding region runs from base 12 to 815 and encodes 267 amino acids. NCBI's taxonomy places the organism in Eukaryota, Fungi, Ascomycota, Eurotiomycetes, Eurotiales, Trichocomaceae. The record is from RefSeq and is a predicted model, not a curated record. The transcript has 4 exons.
CUAGAGACAACAUGCCAGACCACGCCGAUUCUCAUUCCGAAUUCGCUCAAUCUGACCAGAAAAAUGCGCAAUUCACCACGGCAAUAGUCUGCAAAAACUGCAAUAUCACAUACAAAAGACGAUCUGAUUACAUUCGCCAUUUGAUACCCAAAAUCAAAUGUCCUGCCGAGAGCUGUUCGCAAGCCUACCGUAAUGACAAGCUCAAAGACUUUCUUAGUCACAUGAUGAAAUCGUACCCGCAUCUUGAUAUCCAGAGCAGCACCGAUUACUUUAAAGCAAUGCAAGAAGUCAACAUCGCUCCAAUUGGAGGACUGUGUACGAAGGUUCCCCGCGUUGCACCUGCCGCUCGGAGGGUAGACUAUGGACUAGAGAGAAGUAACAACUCUUGUUUUACCAAUGAGCAGCCAAAUACCAUACCAAAAAAUCCAACAACAAUCAGUUCUCAAUUCUCACAUGCACUUUUUCCGGCCGAAAUCGGUUUCAACAGCGCUCUCCAGAGUGGGUACAUCGAAUUUGAAAAAUUCGAAUAUCCUUCUUCACCUUUGUUUUCUAUUUCGCCUGGUUCCCAUGAUGGGAUAUGUGGUCCACCAACUCUGACAGCCUCUACGUUAAUCCGCGAGAUAUCUACUACCGCUGAGGAAUGGGCUGCAAUCCCUUCCAUAUUGGAGAGCCAUUCUACCUUUACCCAGAGUCUAUCCAUUCUAGUCGCCUGCCUCUGCGCUCUCUAUCUUGAGAAUGGCCAGGUCAAAGUUAUCGACAACACCGGUGAGAAUGUCAUACCGUUCCCAGCUAUUAUACCACCUAGUUCUGAGUAG